CGAGACAAACUCGCAUCGCGUCUUGCGGGAAAUCAAAACCAACACACCUUAUUUAGGCAACGAUUAUUUAUGAUAUAGAUCUAUUGUUUUUUUUUUUAAAUGUGUUAUUAUGUCUUACUGAAUAGACUAAUAUCAACAUAAACCAAGCGAUGACUGUCAUGUGCGCGCAUGUAUUAUCAGUUUUAUGGAUGUCACUCGGUCAAGGUCCACGAUCCUGAUGCGAGUAGCAAGACUGGAUUUCUUUCCUUUGGGCCAAAAAUAUCUCACUCAAACAAAUUCCUUUAUUAAAGGGGAGAAUUUAAGAUACUGAUUACUGUUCUACUCUAGAAUGGAAGCCCUCUGGCACUGGAAGAAGGUGGACGCACUGAAACGAGGAGAACUUUGAUUGCCGAAAAUAUGGAUAGAUGCAUGGAUUUGUUCAAAUGAAUGACACGAACGACAUGUGCUUCACAAUCAUGUCAUUUCAGAACAACUAACGUGGAGUGUUCAUAGGAAUACGCAUAUUUGUGAGCUGAAUCGCCCGUAUAAACGGUGAAGGGAAGAAAAACAUCUCACGGAUAUUUCCUGUCACAGGGAAAUGUACUUUACCGUAUAAUUUCCGUUUUGAAAGUCAAGUAAAUAUUGUAAUUUACAUACAGUGGCCUAUACACAUUAUAUGUCACUAUAGCUUACUGAGUUGAUCGAAAACUGUCAGUAUGUCGGCGGUAAUGAUGACACGGAAGGUACGAAAAUGGGAAAAGCUCCCAGGGAAAAACACUUUCUGCUGUGAUGGACGCGUAAUGAUGGCCCGGCAGAAAGGCGUCUUCUAUCUAACCUUAUUUCUCAUCGUUGGCACCUGCUCCUUGUUCUUCGCAUUCGAGUGCCCAUACCUGGCAAUCCACCUGUCCCCUGCCAUCCCGGUCUUCGCUAUCCUCCUCUUCUUUUUCGUCAUGGCCAUGCUGCUGAGGACCAGCUUUAGUGACCCGGGCGUGUUGCCGCGCGCACUCCCCGAGGAGGCCACCUUCAUCGAGAUGGAGAUCGAGGCGACCAAUGGGAACGUCCCGGCUGGGCAGCGGCCUCCACCUCGGAUCCGCAACGUCCAAAUCAAUGGGCAGAUCGUCAAACUGAAGUACUGCUACACCUGCAAGAUCUUCCGACCACCUCGUGCCUCACACUGCAGUAUAUGUGACAACUGCGUGGAUCGCUUUGACCAUCACUGCCCCUGGGUGGGCAACUGUGUGGGCAAGAGGAACUACCGUUACUUCUACCUGUUCACCCUGUCCCUGUCUCUGCUCACCAUCUACAUCUUCACCUUCAAUAUCAUACACGUGGUGAUGCGCUCGGUGAACUCCGGGUUUGUGAAGACACUACAGGACACACCUGGGACUGUGCUGGAAGUGCUGGUGUGCUUCUUCACCUUGUGGUCAGUGGUGGGACUGACAGGCUUCCAUACUUACCUGAUCUCCCUCAACCAGACCACCAAUGAGGACAUCAAAGGCUCGUGGUCUGGAAAGAACCGGGUGCAGAACCCCUACAGCCACAAGAACAUCAUCAAUAACUGCUGUGAAGUGCUGUGUGGGCCUGCAUACCCCAGUGUCUUGGACAGAAGAGGUCUGAUGCGGGAUGAUUUGCCUGUUCCCACAUCCGCUGCCGAGCCUGCCACCAACAGCAAUCCAGUGCCACAGACCACAAAAACUACAGCUCCACUCAUCCCCAACGAGCACACCCCUGACGACGCCAAGCCCAGCAUGGCAGACUCUGCCAUCGCUUAUGCAGAGAAAAGAAGCCCCUCCCCCAGGGAGGAGAAGCUGCCCAGUCUACCCAAAUCCUCGCCGACUCCCACCAAAGUCCCGCCCUUGGCCUCACCUGAAACUGACGCGGAGGCCUCAAUUAUUGCCAAGGAUAAGGCACUCUAGCUGCAUGAUGUUUUUUUUUUCCUUGCCCCUCCCACAGUCAGUCACAACCUUUCCCUAAAGCGCUCUGUCUGGACCUGUGAGGGAGACACUUUAAUCAGCUGCUAUAUGAGUGAGAAGCAUCUGCCUGUAAUGAGUGGAGAAUAACUGCAAGGCUCUGACUCCCUGCUCAUUCCACCAGAUAUGCAGAGUUGGUGCCCCCACCAAACCUGCAUCCCCCCUAAGUUAGUGACUGCAGGACUGCUUGAUUGACAUUUACACUCCAGAAGGAUGGUAGCUCGGCACCUUUCUCCUCCCCCUGAACAUUGCAUGGAAAACACAGAUAAUGGGGAAACUAGGAACUGUGAACCCACUGGAUGCAGAUGACUGUAUAUCCUGGGGAGUGUUCGGCUGAAGGGGUCCUAAAAUACCCAGGCGCCUCUGGAUCGUGGCUACUGGUGGACUCUGAUUGUUAAUGCUACUAUUUCUCUGUCUUUUGUUUUAUAGCUGUGAUGAUUUUUUUAAUGUGAAGAAGCCAGUUCUAAAAUACUUAGCAUUGCAAAAUAUCUGACAUACACUUAUUGUAAAGCCUCUAACACAUUCACACUAUUAGUCUGUUCUCAGAACCACACCGAUCAGGCCCCUAUGCAAUCCAUGGGAAGCUGGGCAGUUGGCACAACAGCUAUUAGGAUGAUGAGGAAAUAAGGACUGACAGCUAGUUUAGGGUGUGUUGAACAGUAAAACAUGGCAGGGGGGAUUUUCAUUUCAAUUCAGUCCAUUCAGAAAGUAUUCCGUUGACCCUCUGAAUUGACUUUAUUUAUAAUUACGGCCCCAACUUGUGUGUGUGAGAGAGACAGAAGGCCUGUUUGCUGUUGACACUAGUUACAGUGCCUUAUCAAAAAGCUGCGCUGUCACAUGCAACUAUAACUAAGAUGGUCUAGCUACAGAGACCCUAAGACUCCAGUUCAUGACUCAGCACUCCAAGUCGUACAUGCCAACUGUAAAUAACGUCCCUUUUUAUACAGUUACAAAUGAGACUUAGAGACAGCAGAGAAUGACGUAAAGCCAUUGUUUAAAUGUAAAUAAUAUAUGUAGGUGUUGAAAAAACUAUUUGGUCUAUUGCUGAUGAAAAGGGAAGAUUGAGAAAAGAGAACCAGGUCGUCUCUGUUUUUGAGUGUAUGUGGCCAGUGUUAGAUUUUUGCCUGUGAAUGAACAUCCACCCUGCUUCUUGCAAGUCAUGCAACUUUUUAAUUUUUCCUCUUAGCUUCCACUGUCAACUUGGUGCCCUUGCUCCUUAUCAUCCACCUAUUGCUGAGGACAGCUUUCAUUAUCUCCAUUUCUCUUCCUCUCUGUGUUUCCCAGGGAAGAUAUUCAGUACACCAGCCAUCUGUGGCGGGCUCAUUAUCAAACUGUAAAAGUGAGACGGCAGCUGCUUUCUCUCUUCUCUUUCUCAUCUGUACAUUUCACACCAAACGGAGCAGAGGAUUGAGGGUUUAUGGGAGGCGGGCAAGGUGUGUGAGAAUUUCAGCUGCUUUUCAACUAGGCUAGGAUUCACAAAUGACGGUCAGUGACAAUUGGGGGAUAUGUUAAACUGCUAUUGGUUGACAACGGAGAGAGUUUGUAUUACUCAUUGUGUUGUAUGUAAGGCAGAGUAAUUGUGCUGUAUACUUAUAUAGAAACUCUAGUUAACAAUGUUGAGUCCUUAAGCCAUCUGAUAGGCCCAAGAUGAUCAUUUAUACAUCAAUAGAAUAAUAUUUUAGUAAUCUGAUUUAAUUCAUAUAAAGGAUUGCAGUACUACUGUAUAUGGCCAAGCAGUAUGUUUAAACUUCUGUUAAUUUGAUUUAAUUUCACAAAUCUUAUCCAUUCCAGUGCAUUUGAAUUAGGAAUGUAAGUAGGGGAGUUACUAGUUGUUAAAAUGUACACUCAAUAACAUUACAACAGUAACCCAGACUCUAUCCUGAUUUGAACUAUAAGUAAACACAACCAUCUAGGCCCUUGCAGUGUUUUUAUCACUAUUUUAAUUGUGCUCAGAAGGUGUAGGGUGAGGUUUCUCUAGAUGCAGAUCUUGAUUCAGAAUUUUACUUACUAAUGGUUAAGGUUAGGAUUGGGGGACGGUAAACUGAUCCUAAAUCUGUACCAAGGGGAGAUUUCACCCCAGAGCUGCCGAUAAUGUAAGCUGCCUUUUUGAAACAGACAACAAAGGGAUGUUUUAAUCAAAAAGUGGUAAAGAUUAUUUUCUGAAUUUCUAUGUAUGUAAUUGUGAGAAGGUCUUUCGGUAAAUGUAUUCUAUUGUAAUCAUUUUUUUCCCAAUUUUUUUUUUCAUCUUUCGGAGCAGUUCUUAGGCUUUACCCUCAAACCAAUCUUCCUAUCAAUUGAAGUUGAAAGAGUUUUAGUCCCUGAAUAGUUUUCGGUUCUGGACAGUUGUAAAGAUUCUCUCUGGAUAGAUAAUUCCCUGCUGUAUUGCUUCAAUGGAGAGUGUGACUACUUGUGAUUAACAAAUGACAAGUGGAAUGUUCAUGUUUAAGCUGGUUGAAGGCUAAUUGAACGGAUCGGACCCUUUUACUAUAUGCCAUCUCUAUUGUUAUAUAGUAACAUUACAUCAAAUGACCUGA
Oncorhynchus masou masou (cherry salmon) is the source of this 4483-nucleotide messenger RNA. Its product is annotated as palmitoyltransferase ZDHHC9-like. The transcript is spliced from 9 exons. Gene Ontology annotation, biological process: peptidyl-L-cysteine S-palmitoylation; protein targeting to membrane. Gene Ontology annotation, molecular function: protein-cysteine S-palmitoyltransferase activity. The coding region runs from base 696 to 1895 and encodes 399 amino acids. The record is from RefSeq and is a predicted model, not a curated record. NCBI's taxonomy places the organism in Eukaryota, Metazoa, Chordata, Actinopteri, Salmoniformes, Salmonidae. Gene Ontology annotation, cellular component: Golgi apparatus; endoplasmic reticulum.